CUGUCAAUCAGUGUGGCAGAGACUAGCUGGCAUCAGGGAUCGGGGCUCAGGGGCUCUCCCCAGGGUGGGCACCUGCCAAGCGACUCCCAACAACGAUGUCCUUCUCCGGCACCAAUCUCAAGCUGGAGCGGCUAGAGGAGCAGCAGCUGGAGGGCCCCGCCUAUCAGCUAAGCCUCCAGAACCAACCUAGGGGCUGUGGUGACAUGGCAGGCCCUUACCCUGACAGUGAUCUCAUUUCCCAAUGGCUGCGCAGGAGUGUGAAGGCCAAGCUGGCAGAGGCCUGUGACUCGGGCGAGUCUUCCCAGGGGGACAGGGAGGUCCCGGCGAAGAGGACUCUGGAUCCAGAAGGUGCCAAGGACUUUGCCUGGGCCAAGCGGGCCCGGGUAGAGAACAUUGUGUGCAGCAUCAGCAGCUCGUACCGUGAUGGGGGCCUGGAAGAACGGGGCGCCGGGUAUGGCCGCUCCCGCCGGGCCCAGGAGCGGAGCCAGCUCAAGCAGCAGCUGGAGAAGAUGCAUGAGCAAGUGUUCCAGCUGCAGGAGAAACUGUGCCAGAUCUACAGCGGGGUGGCCCAAGAGGAAGGAAGCAACGUGGGGACAGCCUGGUCCCAGGAGCCAGGCAGAGUUGGAGCCAGCACUCGGCGUCCUGGGGGAGGGAGUAGGCACCCUGGCACCCUGGCCGAGGCCUUGAAGGAGGAGCUUGGAGCAGCCAUGACCCAGGUGGUGGACACGGUCGUGCAGGUGUUUGCCCGCGAGCAACCCCCACCGGAGGAGCCCCCCUGCAGUUACCCAAGUGACCAGACAGAGGCACUUCCUCUAGUGGUGAGGAAGAGCCUGCCCCGUGCCCCCCCUGAGCUGGUGGCCGGCACCUUCCCCCAGCCCAUGGCUGUGCCACCAUACCUGGCGGCCUUCAAGGACAGAGCAGCGGGAGAGGCCUACUGGGAGGGUGUGAGCCUGCGCACCAAGCUGUCCUCCCGCCACCUGCUGCGGCCGCACUGUGCCCUCUUCCAGCUGGCAGGGCCAACUGACCGCCAGCUCCCCAAGAGCCAGGCCACAGAGACGCACCGUGGCCUGGAGCCAGCCCUCUACAAGCCCUCAGAGGGCCUCACUCCUGGGCACUUGAAGAAGGCCAAGCUGAUGUUCUUCUACACUCGCUAUCCCAGCUCCGGGACGCUCAAGACCUAUUUCUCCGACGUCAAGUUCAAUCGCUGCAUCACGUCUCAGCUCAUCAAGUGGUUCAGCAACUUCCGGGAGUUCUUCUACAUCCAGAUGGAGAAGUUCUCACGCCAGGCAUUGAGCGAUGGGGUGCUCAGCGCCGAGACGCUGACUGUCACCCGGGACUCAGAGCUGGCACGUGUCCUCAACCAGCACUACAACAAAGCCAAUGACUACGAGAUCCCCAGCAAGUUCCUGGAGGUCUCGCAGAUCACCCUGCGUGAGUUCUUUAGUGCCAUCUCCCGGGGCUGUGAUGCUGACCCCUCCUGGAAGAAAUCCAUCUACAAGGUUAUCUGCAAACUGGAGUGCGACAUCCCCGAUGCCUUCAAAUCCCCCCACAGCCUGCCGGACACUGUGCAUGAGUGACUGGG
Terrapene triunguis (Three-toed box turtle) is the source of this 1582-nucleotide messenger RNA. RefSeq names its product prospero homeobox protein 1-like. Gene Ontology annotation, molecular function: RNA polymerase II cis-regulatory region sequence-specific DNA binding; DNA-binding transcription factor activity, RNA polymerase II-specific. The record is from RefSeq and is a predicted model, not a curated record. NCBI's taxonomy places the organism in Eukaryota, Metazoa, Chordata, Testudines, Emydidae. Gene Ontology annotation, biological process: regulation of transcription by RNA polymerase II. The coding region runs from base 96 to 1577 and encodes 493 amino acids. Gene Ontology annotation, cellular component: nucleus. The transcript is spliced from 5 exons.